AGUGUGGCUUUGAAACCAUGCCUCCUAAGGCCCUGCAGAAGUCUAUCACACGGCCUGGACCAUCUGCUCCCUUCCUCUCAGAUGAGCACUAGCCCACAACGUCAAGAGCUGGCCCUACCCUUUUGCCCACACCCAUGAUUGUUCUGUCCACUUCCCGUUCUGUUCUAGGUUUACAUCCAUCAGGUCAGGGCUAGACUUUUCACAGGAGAAAAACAGGUUUGUCUGAGUUUAUGGUUCCAGAGGGGUAAAUAUCCGUCAUGGCACAGAGACAUGGGAGCAAGCAGCAGGCACAGUGGCUGGAGCAGGGUGCUGAGACCUUACAUCAUGGACCAAAGGCACAAAGCAGAGAGAACGGCGUUUCUGUCUGUACCGUGUCCCACGUGGAUGAUCCCAGACAGUGUGAUGAAUCCUCUUGCCUCACAGCCAGGAUGGAAAACACCUACCAGUUAGGUCCCACCAAACCUUUCCCCGUGGCCACUGUCAAUCGUAUUUUGGAAGAUGUACUAACUACCUACCUACAAGAAGCACAAUAUGAACCGGAGUUCUGCAGACAAAUGACUAAAACAAUUUCUGAGGUUAUUAAGACCCAGGUCAAGGAAUUAGUGAUUCCGAGGUAUAAACUAAUUGUGAUGGUUUACAUCGGACAACGGGAUGAUCAGAGUAUACUUAUUGGCAGCAGAUGCCUCUGGAAUCCUAAAAGUGAUACCAUCUCGUCCUACACUUUCAAAAAUUCUACUCUCUUUGCGCUUGCAAAUGUCUAUGCAGUUUACUUUGAGUGACUGAAAAUGGUCCUCAUGUGUUAAAAUCAUGAAACAGGCUGUGUGUCUCUAUUUACAAAAGUUCUACUGACAAAACCUGUGGGAAAGAGACAAGAUGAAGAUUUCAAACAACUGGAAGCUUCCACCAUUCUUGUGAGGACUGGUGGAGGGGGGAGGGGAGCCUAAUAAAAAGGUCUUGUUUAUUCAAAGCAGAAGUCAGUUCACAUAAACAUAGAUGCCAACGAAAUAUCACUUUGGAUGAUGAUUAUUUUGAUUUCUCUUUUAAUUGGAGAGCUAGAAUUUCCUGGACAACUUUUUGAUAAAAUUCUAGAAAUAUAUGGCAACAUGCUCUGGAUGUAUAUCAUAUAGGGUAGGAUAAUUCAACAUGACACACAAAAAUGGUGACUUAAUAGGCUUCAGUACUGCAUAUAAAAUAAUACUGGUUUUCAUUAUACAUUUAAUAAAUUGAGCAGCAUUCAUUAGUUGCAAUUACUGUUACAUGUACCUGACAGUUGAAAGUACUGACAUAGAAUUAAUGAUUUCGUAAUAAUUACCAUGGUCCCUUGGGGCCACUGGCUAAAUCUAGACACUCUUGUGGGUUGCCUGCACUUUACAAAAUUACAAGAGAACUGAACAUUGACUCUUCAAUAAUGGAAACUAUAAAUGGAUACAGGCUUUUAAGGACACUAAAGUAGACAUUGUGCUAUUAAAUAUACAUGAUGCGUAAUAGUCAAUGUGCCUGUAGCACCUAAUAUCAUGCAUUGGGAAGAGACACUGCCCUUAAAUACACAUUGCCCAUGUGCUUGUGACUAGUUUUUCCUGACCUACCUUUUACCCAGAAUACAAAACUGGCAGCUUAACAAAUAAAACAUGUGUGUUUGCCAUUUUGUUCCUAUGAAUUGAGCCCUAAAGUGACCCAGUGAGGGUUUUGAAUGUAUGGGCAUUGACGUUUACAGGGCUGAAAUAGCUCUUCUGCUGGCUGAUGCCUCUUGUAGCAUAGAUCAUUUAUUUUUAUGGGGCUUUCAAGUCUUUGUGUGCAUGUGAAAUGACGCUGUGCCAUUGCUCUAGGAUGACGAGUCAUCUGCCUAGAGGACAUUUGUUAAAGGUCAAACACAAAUUGCUCACAUAUGGAGAGAAUUAGUAAUGUUAUAAUCUUAAGGGGAAAUUGCACAUAAUUCGUAUCAGAAAGAUUAUAGCAGAUGAAAAACCCAGUCAAUGCUUCACAAUUUUAAAAUGUUUUGAUGUCUUACUU
Messenger RNA from Grammomys surdaster, 2010 nucleotides. It is a transcript of the gene Dynlt5, whose product is annotated as Tctex1 domain containing 1. Gene Ontology annotation, biological process: microtubule-based movement. The record is from RefSeq and is a predicted model, not a curated record. Gene Ontology annotation, molecular function: dynein intermediate chain binding. Lineage: Eukaryota; Metazoa; Chordata; Mammalia; Rodentia; Muridae. The coding region runs from base 258 to 779 and encodes 173 amino acids. Gene Ontology annotation, cellular component: cytoplasmic dynein complex; cytoplasm. The transcript has 5 exons.